Molecule: messenger RNA, 3267 nt
Organism: Lycium ferocissimum
Lineage: Eukaryota; Viridiplantae; Streptophyta; Magnoliopsida; Solanales; Solanaceae
Product: pentatricopeptide repeat-containing protein At2g30780
Exons: 6
Coding region: 156-1685 (509 amino acids)
Molecular function (GO): mRNA binding; protein binding
Source: RefSeq, a predicted model, not a curated record
CAUUUUUUCUAGAAUUGCCAUUUAAGAUUUUUUAACUUGGACAUUCAUUGAAGUGCAGAAAAAAAAGAACAGGUUUCUGUCGACGUUUACCCCUCUGUUACUCCGCCGCACGUUCAGCAAUCUCCGGCAUAGGCUACCACUUUACUUAUUUAUCAAUGAUGAAGAGGGUAUGGAGAAUCCCGGAUGCUUUCCAGAUGGAAGCAAUUCUCCGAAGAUCUUCUGAAGAUUAUAGAAAACUUUCAUCGUGUUACACAGUUGCACGAGGUUCAGCCAAUAUGUUUUGCAUCCGAGGACUGGCAAGCGAGGCGCCUUCUUCGCAACCUCCCUGGCCACAGGUAUUUUCUUUGUUCGCAGACAGGUGGAGUCACGCUGAUUCUUUAGUGAAACAGGAUAUGAAAGAAAGGGUUUCACAUUUAAGGGAUGAGCUGCUAGCAUACAGUGGUGAUGCUGAAAAGAUUGAGAAAAUAUUGGAAGAUAGAGGGAUUUCGUUGUUUAGGAGGUAUGCAGAUGGUUCUGCAGUUGUUGAGCUCUUAAAGCAGCUAAAAUCUUCGCCCGGAUUAGCGCUCCAGGCUUUUGACUGGAGAAGAAGACAAUUGGAUUACCGGACUCCCAUGUCACCUGAGGAGUAUUCCAAGGCUAUUGUUGUGGCUGGAAGGUUAAAGAAUGUUGAUCUUGCAGCUGAACUAUUCAAGGAGGCUUCCAACAAGCUACUCAAGUCGACCUCUUUAUAUAAUGCCCUUAUGACAGCUUAUAUGUUCAAUGGUUUGGCUGUAAAGUGUCAAUCAGUUUUUCGUGACUUGAAAAGGGAAGCAACAUGUACUCCAACUAUUGUUACAUACAACAUACUUAUCUCGGUGUUUGGAAGAUUAAUGCUGAUAGAUCACAUGGAGGCAACCUUACGGGAAAUAAAUGAUUUAAAUAUCUGCCCAAAUGUUAGUACGUACAACUAUUUAAUUGCUGGAUAUAUCACAGCGUGGAUGUGGGAUGAUGUGGAGAAGACGUAUAGAAUCAUGAAGGCAGGAAGUAUCAAGCCUGAUCUUACUACCCAUUUGUUGAUGCUUCGAGGAUAUGCACAUUCUGGUAAGUUGGAUAAGAUGGAAGAAAUCUAUGAGCUUGUCAAAGGUCAUGUUGAUCAGUAUGGAAUCCCGUUAAUUCGAUCGAUGAUAUGUGCUUACAGUAAAAGUUCUGACGUAAAUAAGGUUCAAAAGAUUGAGGAAUUGAUGAGGUUGAUUCCUAAAGAUGAUUAUAGGCCUUGGCUGAAUGUCAUAUUGAUAUGUUUGUAUGCAAAGGAGGAUUUAUUAGACGAGAUGGAAAAUUCGAUAAAUGAGGCAUUUAAAUGUAACACAUCUGUCACAACAGUUGGUGUUAUGCGUUGCAUCAUUUCAAGUUACUUCCGAAACAAUGCAGUGGACAAACUUGCUAAUUUUGUUAGCCGUGCAGAAUGUGCUGGUUGGAAAAUAUGCAGGUCCCUUUACCACUGCAAGAUGGUUAUGUAUGCAUCACAAAGGCGACUCGUUGAAAUGGAGAGCGUUCUUAGCGAGAUGGAUAAAGUGAAUCUGGAUAUCUCAAAGAAAACAUUUUGGAUAUUACUUAAAGCCUACGCAACAUGGGGGGAAAAGCAUAAAUUUCAUCAGGUCUUGGGUAUGAUGUGCAAGCAUGGAUAUGGAAUUCCUAUGAAUGGAUGAAUUUGGUAGUUCAUAGUUCAAUUUCCUUCCAUCAUCGUUCUAUGGCGGUUCACCGAUUGUAAUGCUGUUGGAAUUUGGGAUUUUGAUGAAGCAAAUGACUCCCUUAUUUAGUUCUUCUCCUUUUCUUGUUCCCUGUUAUUGCUGAUAUACGACAGACUAGAAAGAAGCUCAAGCGAUGAAAGCAUUUCUAUGAUUUAGAAGAGUUAAUCCAAGCAUGUGUGAACAGCAUGUCUGCUUAUUGUCAAUAUAAUUCCAAUUGAGGGUAUUUUAGACUUCUCAUAGUACUUAAUUGUGUAACUUGUCGAGUAUUUAACGUCAAACUGAAAGGCCAUGGAACACUUCUUUAUUUUGCUUUGUUCGUGGCUCUAAAUCUUCUACAGCCUUUUUGGUUCAUUGCCAUUCAGCUUGUCUGGGUUUUAGCAUCAUCUCUAAGCUAUUAACCUUAUUCUUUGUCGCUACACUCGCUCAGAGAUUUAUGUUGUUCCACUGCCUCUGAUCGACAUGCGCAGAGACAAAUGACGAGCCAUUUCCUGAUUAUUUUUCGCAAGCACCAGCCAACUUGUUGCGGUUUGUAUCUCAACCAAGACCCCGAAAUUCCAUUAUUCUACUAUUUCUGCAUCCAAGGCAAACGUCUCUCAUCUACAAUUCAAUUUGCGCGAUCUCCAAGCUGAAGAGCAGCUGCCAGUUGUUAAUAUUUAGAACUGCACCGAGUCCCAGAUUACCUGGAAGCCGUUCCUUGAUGUUUCUGCUGUCCCAAAAUGUGAAUAUGAGACUUUUCUUGCCAAUCAGUCAAAAGCUCUGACAAAACAGAUGCUGCGGCGUUUUACAUCUGUUUUUUUUGUUUGUUUAUUAUUGGAUUGUUGGUCUACUGCUCAGCCUCUGAAGUGUGCUUACUGUCUGAAGCAUCAGGAGAAAAUAGGGGAAACAAUGGGCUUACUGUCUGAAGCAUCAGGAGAAAAUAGGGGAAACAAUGGUGCUUCCUCAAACAGUGGUUAUUCACAUGGAAAGGUUUGUUGAUAAACUACCAGGCCACCUGCUGAUUAUGUGAAAGCAUCAUACAGAAACUCUAAAACCCUUGCUUAGAGUUAGUGAGCGCCGGAGGUGGUGCCGUGUAUUACUAACAUAUGUACAUUUUUUAGAUCUUCUACAUUUUAUACAUGGUUACGAGUCGAGAGCAUUGUGUUUGGUUGAACCUGCUACAAAGGGCUAGAUCUGCCUCUAUUAACCAGUAGUUACAAUUGAAGGUAUACCUUGAGAUGGUCGAUGUUUGUUUCGUUCUGCUGCUCAUGGUGCUUGUUUAAGGUCGAGAGCCCCCGCAUGAUGAGAACCUACAGAGACAAUUAGCAGAUGAAAUACGGGCCAGAGUAUGUUUGUUUCUUAGUAAGAAUGUUUGUUUCUUAAUAAGCCUGUUGUUCCUAGAUUUGUUGUCGGGAAGCCUGAAAACUGUAAUAGUUCAAAUUAUUUUGGUAUUUUGCAGACUAAAAACUGAAACUUUAAAGUGAUAAAGUUCAAAAGGAUUGAAACUAGCGUAUAAUCAUUUGCUCUGACUGUUGUUUCUGCAACAGCGUCUUAAUUCUGGCUA